AUGGAAACUUUAAAAUUAAGUGCAUUACCAGAAAAAGAUAAACAACAACCAAUCAGUCAUGGAAGAUUUGAGGCAUAUGUAGAUAAUGGAGGUACAGUUUUGGCAGUUGCUGGUAAAGAUUAUUGUGUUAUUGCUGGUGAUACACGUAUGUCUGAUGGUGGUUAUGGUAUUCAAACUAGAAAAUAUACUAAAAUUUUUCAAUUAACAAAGAAAUGUGUUUUAGCAACAUCAGGUAUGCAAGCAGAUACAAUUGCAUUACAAAAACGUUUAAAAUCAAUGUUGGAAUCAUUUGAAAAAGAGCAUGGUAAACCAAUGAGUACACCAGCAAUCGCUCAAUUCUUAUCAAACACAUUGUACUAUAAAAGAUUUUUCCCAUACUAUACUUUCAAUUUAGUUGCUGGUGUAGACGAACAAGGUGAAGGUUGGAUUUGGACUUAUGAUGCUGUAGGUAGUCAUGAAAGAGUUAAAUACUCUUCUCAAGGUUCUGGUAAUCAAUUAGUAAUUCCAUUACUCGAUAACCAAGUUGCUAAAUUUAAUCAACAAAUUGUAGAAGGAAAUAAAGAUGUAUCAUGUGAACAAGUUGUUUCAUUUGUAAAGGAUUCAAUUACAUCUGCUGGUGAAAGAGAUAUUUACACUGGUGAUUUUGCAGAUAUUGUUGUCGUUGAUAAAAAUGGUGUACAUUGGGAGAAAUUCGAACUUAAGUUAGAUUAA
Dictyostelium discoideum AX4 is the source of this 711-nucleotide messenger RNA. RefSeq names its product proteasome subunit beta type 1 (gene psmB1). Gene Ontology annotation, cellular component: proteasome core complex; nucleus; cytoplasm. NCBI's taxonomy places the organism in Eukaryota, Evosea, Eumycetozoa, Dictyosteliales, Dictyosteliaceae. Bases 1 to 711 code for a protein of 236 amino acids. Gene Ontology annotation, biological process: proteasomal protein catabolic process; protein catabolic process. The record is from RefSeq and is a predicted model, not a curated record. The transcript is spliced from 4 exons.